Gekko japonicus is the source of this 1233-nucleotide messenger RNA. It is a transcript of the gene POT1, whose product is annotated as protection of telomeres 1. Lineage: Eukaryota; Metazoa; Chordata; Lepidosauria; Squamata; Gekkonidae. Gene Ontology annotation, cellular component: nuclear telomere cap complex; chromosome, telomeric region. The annotation marks the transcript as partial. Gene Ontology annotation, biological process: telomere capping; regulation of telomere maintenance via telomerase. The record is from RefSeq and is a predicted model, not a curated record. Gene Ontology annotation, molecular function: G-rich strand telomeric DNA binding; telomerase inhibitor activity. The transcript has 9 exons.
UGUGUCAGUCUUUUCAGGAAGAUCUGGCUGAUUUGGGUGCUAGAAAAAUAUGUAUAUAUUUUACAAAAACGUAAACUCAGUUUGGGAAGAGAAACUAUGCCUCUUGAAGAGCUAAAAGUGUCCCUGCAGGGAUUAAAAACUUCGCUCCCAAAGCAUCUCCAGAAAGUCGAUUUGAAGCAUUUGCAGUUGGGAGGUGACUAUGCCAACAAAUAUUUUCAGGGAGCAGUUGUUUUUUCCUAUCCAUUAACUAGACUUGGAAAUGGAAAAGCAUUCUUCAAAGUUGUACUUCAAGAAUCAGAAAACUCGUAUUCCAGGACUGACACCAUCAAUGUUUUACUAUUUGGGAAGUUGGCAGAGGACUGUGAAAAAGUGGUACAUCAAGGGGAUACUAUGGUGAUAGCUGGAUUCAUCUUGGCUAAAUCUGCCAGCGAAGAUGGCAGGCAUUGCUGCCAGCUGGAAAUGCUCGAUGAGGCUGGGUCAUCUAUUUUUAUUUGUCCUAAGUCACCAUGUACAACAGCUGCUUCAGAAACAGUAGCCAUAUCUGUUGCCCCAAAGUAUACAUAUACUCCUCUGAAUCAUCUGAAAGGCGGUACUGUUGUCAACUUGUACGGAGUUGUGAAAUUCUUCAAACCUCCAUAUAUAAGCAAAGGAACUGAUUAUUGUUUAGUGGUAACAAUUGUGGACCAGUCGGACACUAAGUUGAUUUGCACACUUUUUAAUGCAAACAGAGAUGCCCUUCCAAAAAUCUACAAAAAUGGUGACGUUGUUCGAUUUCAUAGAAUAAAGGUCCAAGAGUUCAGUGGACAGAUUCAAGGAAUUACCAGUAAUGGCUUUGCUGCACUUACUUUUGAUGGCACAGUUGGAGCACCGGUGAUUCCCCGAACCACUAGCAAAUCAUUCACAUUUACUGACGAAGACAAGAAAACUGUAGAAGACUUGCGCAUUUGGGUGGCAAGAAAUUUUGCAAACUGUGCACCAGCAGCAAAUUUGUCAAGCAUCCAGCCACAAAUGUUUUUUGACCUCACUUGCCAGCUAGUUGGGAAAGCAAAAGCAGAUGAGUCAUCCUAUCUCCUUAAGGUGUGGGAUGGUACCAGAUGUCCCUUGCCAUCUUGGAAACUGCUUAUUAAAGAAGAUGAUCUUGAAGGAGAUGGUGUUCUCAUCAACCAACUUAAAAAUCUGACUGUGGAUGUUACAGUAUACGAUAACCAUGUACAGAUGGCAAAAUCACUGAAG